ACUAUUUACUAAUUUGUUUGAGACCCAAUACUGCUAAAACAAAUCCAAGUAAUAGUCGAUUCUUAUCAAACUAGCCAUUGAUAACGGUUUGUUGGUAGUGCAUGCUCACGUUUCGAGGAAAUGUUCAAGAGAAACCUUGUUACCUGGAAAUAUUUUAUCAGUCUUUCGUUUAUAUAUUAGGCCUACUUGCAUCGAUCUUGUUCAUGUAAAGAUUACCGGCAAGUAAAGCUAAAGAAUUUCCAAGUUCCAACUUGCUUCCUCAUUACUCCCUAUUGUGAACAACAUCAAGACCAUAAAGCAGUCAUUGCCAGUAUCACACAUGAGGCUGUUCGCCAUUGGAAGCUCUAAGAGAGGGGGGAGAGGACCAUUCGCUGUUUGGCCGGAAGGCCAGGUUUAUGUAUACACCAUGUGCAAAUGCGGCAAGAAUGCACACAAGCUGUUCGGGGAAAUGUCCAAGUGAAACUUGUUCACUAGAGUUCCUUAUAGCUGGGAGUCGUUCUUUGUUAACUUAAAGAAUCUUAACAAAUGCCUCCGCAGCUGCCAAACCCUAAUUGGCCGUCGAUUACGACGGGGGUGGGUCGGCUCUUCUUGACUCUCUCCAUGAUGCUGCCACCGAAGAAAACCCUAACCAAUGUCUACAUGCGGCUUUUCUCUUUCCUGGUACGGACCUUACUCCUUCAAUGGAGAUUAACCAGUGGAAGUCUUCAUUUGGGGAUGAUGAUUCAAACAAAUUUGUUCUGA
This is a messenger RNA of Lactuca virosa, 741 nucleotides long. NCBI's taxonomy places the organism in Eukaryota, Viridiplantae, Streptophyta, Magnoliopsida, Asterales, Asteraceae. The record is from the annotation of a GenBank genome assembly.